CCUCAAUCACAGGAGUUUCAGGACAGAGAAGCAGAGUUUCAUCCUGAGCUGCACGGCAACUUACAGACGCCAACAUGAAAACUCUCGCAACUUUUUUGGUUUUGCUGAAUUAUUUUACCAGAUGCCACGGUUGGAUCUGCACUACUGCUCCUUCGCACCAGGCUGCAUCCCAGGUUGAUGCUGGCAACGGAAUGGUUGUGAUGACUGAUAAAAACUCCAACUCCUUCUUCUUGAGUGAUUCAAGUUGGUCCAAACUGGGCUCAGUUCCUCUCAAGCACGUCUCGGUGGGGUCUGCAGGUGUCUGGGGAGUCGACCGCGACAACAAAGUCUAUAAAUUUUCAGCUGGCGAUUUCUUUCCUACUCAUGGUCAAGUGUUGAUCCAGGUGGAUGCUGGAGACGGUAAAGUAGUGGGAGUCACCAGCCAAAACACCAUCCAUUGCCUGGACGCCAACAGUGCCGCUGCCAUUGAGGAGGAGGGUAACUUGAACUGGAGAACCAUUCCUGGGUUAUUGAUGUAUUUCAGCUGUGGUCCAGUUGGAUGCUGGGGAGUGAAUUCGGGUCAAGACAUCUUCUUCACGAAAGCCUCACCAGAUUCCUGCAGCUUAGGUGGCUGGAAUAGAAUCGAUGGAGCUGCUGUGAAAGUCGAAGUUGGGAGUGAUGGAAGGGUCUUUGUUGUGAAUCAAUCUGGAAAUGUCUAUGAAAGAACCGGUAUCUCUGAAGCAGCUCCACAGGGCACAGGUUGGACCCAAAUCUCUUUCUGUGUGUCCAUCAAACACGUGACCUAUGACCUGGGACGUCUGUGGCUUCUGACUGAUGCUGGUGUCAUCCUGAACUGUAUCUAGUGUCCACUUCACACAUUCUGUUCCUUCUGAUAACUUCUUUGGGUUAAUCCCAUGUGAGCUUUAUCAGUAGAGGAUCUCGAACAGUCUUCAGAUUAAUCAUGAUAGGGGAUAAAAAUCAAGGUGGGGAUAGAAGUUAUGAAAUGAUUAUGCUUGAAAUGAAUCCAACAAUGCAGGAAAUAAAAGGAAAGUUUCAAGCACUACUUUUUCAAAUGACAUACAUUUCAAAAAGUAUGAAUUUGGUGUUCAAUCUUUCAGCUUUUACAAAUAAAACAUUAAAAUGUGAUUUUAAGGAAACAAUAAACUCUUCCAUUGAUCAGCAGAA
Poeciliopsis prolifica (blackstripe livebearer) is the source of this 1164-nucleotide messenger RNA. Its product is annotated as fish-egg lectin-like. The transcript has 5 exons. The record is from RefSeq and is a predicted model, not a curated record. Lineage: Eukaryota; Metazoa; Chordata; Actinopteri; Cyprinodontiformes; Poeciliidae. Bases 75 to 842 code for a protein of 255 amino acids.